GGUGCCGGCGAGUCUGGGAAGAGCACCAUUGUCAAACAGAUGAAGAUCAUCCACGAGGAUGGCUACUCAGAGGAGGAGUGCCGGCAGUACAAAGCUGUGGUCUACAGCAACACCAUCCAGUCCAUCAUGGCCAUCAUCAAGGCCAUGGGGAACCUGCAGAUUGACUUUGGAGACUCCUCCAGAGCGGAUGAUGCUCGGCAGCUGUUUGCGCUCUCCUGCACCGCUGAGGAGCAGGGCAUCAUGCCGGAGGACCUGGCCAAUGUCAUCCGGAGGCUGUGGGCUGACAACGGGGUUCAGGCCUGUUUCAACCGCUCCCGAGAGUACCAGCUGAACGACUCUGCUGCCUACUACCUGAAUGACCUGGAGAGGAUAGCCCGUGCCGACUACAUCCCCACCCAGCAGGAUGUGCUGCGCACCAGGGUGAAGACCACUGGCAUCGUAGAGACCCACUUCACCUUCAAGGACCUGCACUUCAAGAUGUUUGACGUGGGUGGCCAGCGCUCGGAGCGGAAGAAGUGGAUCCACUGCUUCGAGGGGGUGACUGCUAUCAUUUUCUGCGUGGCCCUGAGUGCCUAUGACCUGGUCCUGGCUGAAGAUGAGGAGAUGAACCGGAUGCACGAGAGCAUGAAGCUGUUUGACAGCAUCUGCAAUAACAAGUGGUUCACAGACACGUCCAUCAUCCUUUUCCUCAACAAGAAGGACCUCUUUGAGGAGAAGAUCGUGCACAGCUCCCUCACCAUCUGCUUCCCCGAGUACACAGGGGCCAACAAGUAUGACGAGGCAGCCAGCUACAUCCAGAGCAAGUUUGAGGACCUGAACAAGCGGAAGGACACCAAGGAGAUCUACACCCACUUCACCUGCGCCACCGACACCAAGAACGUGCAGUUCGUCUUUGACGCCGUCACCGACGUCAUCAUCAAAAACAACCUGAAGGACUGUGGGCUCUUCUGAGUGUGGCGCUGCCCAGGACCCCCAAAGGAAGGACCACGCCACCCCCCACUCCUGCUUCUCUUUGGAUUCAUCCCUCCGUCCCCACCCCAUUAAGAGACUUUUUGGGUGCCAGCACGGUGGCAAGGCUCAUGUCCCUCCUGCCACCCGCGCUUGCCCCCCACCAUUGUCCUCCUCCUCCUCCUCGCCGGCGUCGCCCUUCCCAGGGAAGACAAGGUUUUAAUCUUGGUUUGUAACCCCUGAACCGCUCCAGCCCCCACUUCAUUCACUCCGAGCCCUGGUGCUCUUCUCACUGUUUACAUUGCAAGUGUUGCUGGCAUGGGGGGCACAGGGUCCCCUCGGGGAUGCCCACCUGGCCACAAACACGACCGAUGACAUUCCUUUUAGUAAACCAGAAAAGAAAGAAGAAAAAAAAAAAAGGAAAAGAAAAAACAACCCAAACCCAAAACCAUGCAAAAAAACCCA
This is a messenger RNA of Corapipo altera (White-ruffed manakin), 1413 nucleotides long. It is a transcript of the gene GNAI2, whose product is annotated as G protein subunit alpha i2. The transcript has 8 exons. The record is from RefSeq and is a predicted model, not a curated record. NCBI's taxonomy places the organism in Eukaryota, Metazoa, Chordata, Aves, Passeriformes, Pipridae. Gene Ontology annotation, molecular function: G protein-coupled receptor binding; G-protein beta/gamma-subunit complex binding; GTP binding. The coding region runs from base 40 to 951 and encodes 303 amino acids. Gene Ontology annotation, cellular component: heterotrimeric G-protein complex. Gene Ontology annotation, biological process: gamma-aminobutyric acid signaling pathway; adenylate cyclase-modulating G protein-coupled receptor signaling pathway.